GUCCUCCAAGCAACGGUCGUGAGUAAGAGGGGAGCCAUCAAUCUAUCUUGUCAACUGGCCUGAGUUAUAGACAACCAUGGCAGGGCUAGGGCAGACAACCAUUAGUAAAACGGGGAAACCUAUUCACCGAGUACGUCUCAAUAGACCUGAUUGGAUAGAAUUUUAAAUUUCUUCGCCUGCAAAGACCCGGUGGUACAGACAUAUAAAGAUAAGGAUUGGUGUGUAAUCGGUUACUCUACAAGCAGUUUAUGUGCUUGAUAGGAAUAUUAAAGUGCAUUGUUGCCCAUACAGGAUAGUCUGUUGGACUGCCAUAAACUCGUAUGGAAUUGGAGGGAACAAAAGAUCAGAAACGGCAUUGAUUUAUGUGUAUGGGUGCAUGGAUUUUUAAAAUUUACUGUUAAACAGUCGUAAAAUGGCAUUAUUGAUGAAGUUUUUAUUGGUUGUCAGGACCGUUGAUGUGUAUUUAUUGAAAGUUGCCCUUCACGAAGAUGUGAGCAAACUGAAUGUUGCGAAAGGAAUUUAAGCAUCCUGUGGGAAUAAUAAUUUCUCGGCAGUCCAUUAAUUAUUAAUCACGAUUAGAAAGCAUUAGAUCUUGAGAUUAUGUUUCGCCCUUUUGUGGACGGUGGGAUGGCUUCUUGAUGAGUUGUGAAUUCAACUAUUAAUUCACUCUCUGGGAUUUAAUUCAAUGAAGCUGGACUCACAGAAAAUGAUAUCUGGUGAGAAAAGGAUUUCUCGACCGAGAACGUCUCAGUCUGCAAGAUCUCGGAUUAAAGGGCCAAUUUAUCAGGAGGAGGAUCCAAGUAACUUUUGGGAGGUGGACCUGUCAUUUCGACCAAUUGAUAUAUCUAUAUUUGGGAGAAAUCAGGGCUUUAGACACAACUUCUCCUCUUAUGCGGAAUGGGAGAAAACCUAUGGCUACCAGUUAAGCAGUGGCAGCGGUAGCGAGAGUGAUGAUUCUGACUUAGACUCGGAUGAAAAGAAAAAUGCUGUGGAAGAAAAAAGGAGAUCAUAUCAUAUGCGUGCAGGGGUUAGUUGCGAAAGCCACAUUAAGGGUUAUUAUGACGAAAAUCUAAGUGACAACAAACUUCAGGAAGAACUUCUACGCACAACCCAGCUUGUUUAUAGCUACAAAGAUGGCAAGGGGAUGGUACCCAAACUCCGAGAGCCCAGGAACUUGUACGCUCUUGCCAAAGAACUGGGUCCACAGCAGGCAGCUAGAUGGCCAGCAGACAUUCAAGUCUUGGAUGAGAAGGUCAAACACAUUAGAUAUAUUCCACCAGAUCCUGAGUUAUUCUAUAAACCAACUGGAUGCGAGAAAACACCAAUGGUAAGGGGAGAAGAAAAUGGGGGUCGCCUGGUGUACAUGUAUGAGCCUCGCUCAACUUUUUUUGUGAGGUCUCGAGUAGGUGGACUACGCUCAGGGCCUCAGAAGUGCAAUAUUGAACUGCAGUCCGAAGAAGACGAUACUCUGAUAUUUGAAUCUCGAUUUGAAAGUGGAAAUCUUGCCAAAGCUGUUCAAGUGAACUCCACUGACUAUGAGCUGUGGCUGAGGUAUGACCUCUACACGAACAAGCACACACAGUGGUUCUACUUCCGGGUAUCCAACACCAGGGCCAACAAAACAUACCGCUUCACCAUCGUCAAUUUCAUGAAGUCUGAUAGUCUGUACAAUGAUGGAAUGAAGCCAUUGAUAUACAGCGAGAAAAAUGCUCAACAGAAGAAGGUUGGAUGGGUGCGGGGAGGAAGUGACAUCAAAUACUACAAAAAUAAUCUCAGUUUAUCAGGCACAAUCAACAGGUAUUCUACCUCUAAAUCUGACAAGUCUUUCUAUUCGCUGACUUGGACUGUGAAGUUGGAGCAUAACCAUGACACAGUCUACUUUGCUCAUUGCUUCCCAUACACAUACACUGACCUUCAAGACUACUUGCUGGACAUGAGCAAUGAUCCAGUGAAGAACAAGAUCUGUAAACAGAGGGUGCUGUGUCGCACAUUGGCAGGAAACCUGGUCUACCUCCUUAGUAUCACCUCCCCCACACAGAACUCAGAGGACAUGAAGCACAAGAAGGCAGUUGUGAUCACCUCCAGGGUACAUCCGGGGGAGUGUAACUCCAGUUGGAUGAUGAAGGGCUUCCUGGACUACCUAACCGGUAACUCAGCUGAUGCCAAGCUGCUGCGUGAUACUUUCAUUUUCAAAAUUGUGCCAAUGUUGAACCCUGAUGGAGUGAUAGUAGGAAACUACAGGUGCUCGUUAGCGGGGAGGGAUCUCAACAGGAACUAUAAAACGGUGCUCAAGGACUCCUACCCUUCUGUGUGGCAUACCAAAAACAUGAUCAGGAAAUUGUUGCAAGAAAGGGAGAUUAUUGUAUACUGUGAUUUACAUGGACAUAGUAGAAAACAAAAUGUGUUUAUAUAUGGCUGUGAAAAUAGACACAAUCCAGAGAAAAGGCUGAAAGAGAGAGUCUUCCCACUUAUGCUCAACAAGAAUGCCCCAGAUAAAUUUAAGUUUGAAUCCUGCAAGUUCAAGGUGCAGAAAAGUAAAGAAGGAACAGGGAGGAUUGUUAUGUGGAAUAUGGGCAUAAUGAACAGUUAUACUAUGGAGGCCACAUUUUGUGGUUCCACCAUGGGCAAGAAGAAGGGUUACCAUUUCAGUAUGGCCGAUUUUGAGGCGUUGGGUUACCAUUUCUGUGAUACACUGCUGGACUACUGUGACCCUGACAACACCAAAAGUUGCAAUAUUCUUCUUGAAAUUGAGGAGCGUUUGAAACGGGAGAUAAUGGUGAAGCUCCAGAAGGCAGCAUCUACCUCAAUGCCAGAUAUCAAUGAUAUCAACCUCAGCGACUACUCCUCAGAAGACGUCGAGUCCAGUGAUGGUGGCUCAGAUAGCUCUGUGUCAGAUGGUCCUCCAGUACAUCUCCAGUUCACAGCGUCCAGGCCAACUCGGCCUCAUUCACGACCCUAUAUUCGGGUCAUGCCAUUUGAUUGGCAGCCAACUAAAAAGAAGAAAAAAUUAAAGACCAAGAAAGAAAGAGAUCGUGUAAGAAGUUUGAAAGAUGAGCCAAAGAAACCAGCUGCCGCGGACCGACCCGUGUCUGAUCCUCAUGCAUGCGAGAAGAAACCCAUAUUGACGGGACAUCAACAGGCUCAUGCAAAGCAGGAGAAGCUGAGUUCACCGUCCGGUGGUAUGAAGUAUACAUUAGCUGUAAAGCGGCCCAAAUCUAGUGAGGAGCACGCUUCACAACCCAUAAUUAAUGACGAGAAAUCGGAACAACGUGCACGACGGGCAUACACAACCCUCUUUGAUCCUCGAGACCAUAGUGAUUACCUCGAAGCUUUGACAAACGCUUACCUCAGAAAUGGAUUACUAACUCAGGAUCAAGCAGCUCCACAUUUCCGUUACUCGGGCAACAAGGUGUCUCCAACAAUUCCCUUUAAUCUGGAAGGAUUAUGCCCCCACCAUGAGCAGACAUUCGCUGCUCAAUAUAUGGCACAGCAAAUACAAAACAUAAACAGCGGAGAUCCAGAUUGGUUACUUCAUGGGAUAAGAGGACGACCCAAAAUUCUCAAACCAUUUCGUCAAAAAAAUCAGGAUGAGAUUAUUGCAAAACUGUUAGGGAUGCCUGCAGUUGUUGCUCCUGAGGUGUCCCUUACUCAUACCCCCGAUCUGAGAGUGACGGACAGUGUUGUGACUUCCAUGGCAUAUUCAGGGCCAUUUGAUGCCCUUGUGACCCCCCAACUCCUGCUUAAGGGGGGCCAGCAGGCUGGAGCAGUGUGUCCACCUAUUCGACCAUUACCUGUCCCAGUUGUAGGAAAUACCUUUGUUAAAGUUUGGAAAGACAGGAUACAUAAAUCUAGGAGAAGCAAUUUCCCGGAUCCGACCAUCGACGAGAUCGUGCGGUCCCAGAUUAGCCACCAGGCCAGCAUCCCCAUGUCUAGGCAGCCCACCCAGAGGCACAUCCUGGAGGUGUCCGCAGCACAACAGAGGCAGCAGGAUGUGCUCACCCAGGCACGUAGACAUCAGCCUGCCUACCCAGUAACAGGCAGAUUGUGUUACCGCCACAAACUGGCCAUCCGGCGAGACCAGAUCAACCCCAAUCUGGUUCUCAUCCAGGACUCCCUGACCCACACUUUUAUCCUGCAGGGAGACAAAUCAGGUAAUUCCAUUCGUCAGCACCCUAACCCUUUUGAUGAACAAUAUACUCAUGCCAAAAACAGCCGACCUCGUGCUCAUGUGCCUGAAACUUCAUUUAACAAUUAUGAACCUCUUGAUAAUCACAAAAAACCACCACACCCACCUGAGGAGCACUUGCCCCCCUCGCAAGGGGAUGCCACUGAGGAAACCACUGCCAAGGAGGAGCCAGUGAUGGAGGAAGAGGAGGAGAUUGAUCAUAGAAAACAUGGCCACAAGGGAAAACACAAGGAGAAAGGGGGAAGAAAGAGCAGAAUGGUUGAAGAAACCAAUGUUUUGUACCAGUUUUCACAAGAAAAGAGAGUUCCCUCAUAUGUACCAACUUGUGUGCAGGAAUCCAUUAAUCCCAUAGAGUUAGCACUGGAGAGAAAAUUCUCUGUGGUGAUUCCGCAGGAAAAUAAUGUUCCAUUUCUGACAACGAGGGAGAUUAAAAAUCCAGGAAUGAGAGAGUCUGACGAUGAUCCGGGACCAUCAACAGAGGGACCAGACUAUCUCCAGGACCCUCACCAUCACAAUGGACCCAGGGUCAAGUCAGCCAAAGGGGGCAAGGAAAUGGACAGCGUGGUAGAGAGCAUCAAGGAACUGAGACAGUCACUUGCAAAUAAUGCCAUGCAGCAGAAUCAUCUCAGUCCCACAACAGGUGGUUACAUUAAAAGAUUGAUGAGGGAAACUGGAGAAGAGAUAGAAGAAUUAACGAAUGAGAUCCGUCAUGAUAUUGAGCAAGGGCAUAGGUUGGCAAAGGAUCGUGAUAAACAGAAAGCUAAAGAAAUAAAGAAGUUUCAGUCUCUUGAUGAUUACAAAAUGAACGAAAAUAGAAAUUCCAAUAGUCAAGCACUGUCUAUUGGCAAUAAAAGCAAGACGGUUCUAACUAGAGAACCCCCUGGCAAUAGUUUUGAUGACAAGAGACCAUUCAAUGCCAGAUAUAAAUCCAAGAGUGUAACUAAUUAUCCAAUAAGUGAUAGAACUCAUGAUAGAAAUCAGAAAUGGAGAGAUCCAAGUUUAAUGAUCACAGGUGACACCUCGCUCAACUACAGCAAUACAUAUAUCACAAACGCUCGAAAGUCCACCUCAGAAACUGUAUAUACCAUCCCUGCUAGUAGUGCUAAUGCAACCCAUGUCAACAGCUCUGGGGCUAGUGUCUAUAGAAAUAGCCUUAAUCUGAACACAACCUCCACUGCCACCCAAACUUCAUCCAAAAUGGAGAAGGCCUUUCCAAGAGUGGAAUUGUAUCCAGACACAGACCACCCUAUCAGACUAGCUGAUGCAAAUGGAUAUGCAAUGACUAACACUAAGUCCAAAAGCGCUAAGGAUCUGCGAGAUGGAAUAACCAAUGUGAUCACUGGAAAAGAGGAUCGCAAAUCAGAUAAAUACUUUGAGCAGCACCAAAAUCGAGUGAGAUCUGCCAAAUCGGGUCGCCAGUCAGUAGAAGCUGUGCCGACAAAAAUACAACUAAUGAUAAGCCAGGACCAUCAAGAAGAAAAGGCUUUUGGAGGCCAGUUUCUACCUCUCUCUCGGACCAUCCGAGCACCCUUCUACAGAAAUAACUCGAAACGGAAAUGAGGAGUUCAUUGUGUCAAAUCUUGGACAAAGAGAAUUGUGCACUGUUACACCCAACACUCUUAAACAAACAUAGACUGACUCUCUGUUAUUGUUUGUUUGAGAAUGUGAACGAAACUGUGUGACGUGCAGGUUCCUAGAUGUGUCAGAUUGGUUACGUAUAGUACAAAAUGUUGUGUUGAAUCAUUCAUAAAACCAUGUGCCAUUGCAUGUACAGAUUUCUUAGCUCUACCUCGACACGUGAUGCUGAACCAUUUCGAGUGGAGCUGAUACUAGUAGUCGGUUGACCAUUGUAAUGCGUUUGUCAAACUUUGUAAGGAAGGAUUUCAUUCUACUGUGCCAACAUGUCCUAGACAUUGAAAGUUUAUAGAGCUACUAUUAUAGGAAAUGCUAGUAAUUCAUUUUUGUUCAUUCAUUACCUUUCAUGUUGAUCGAUAUUCAUAAACAAUCACUUGAUUAUUUCUAGUGUGUGUAUGAAGAAUUUUGUUUAAAACUAAACAUGGAAAGCCUUUGUUUUUUCCCCCACAGAAUAUAUAUAUUUAGAAUUAGCAACAAAUUUGUAAAUGAUUGCUUUAUAUGACAGGGUUGUUUGAAUUGUAUCUGUGUAUUUUAUUUUCUAAAUCAAGUGUAGACGUCUAAUGAUUUCCGUCUCCAGAUUUUAGUAUGUGCCAAGUUUGUUGUGUGUGGAAUAUGUGUACGAUAAUUUUGUUCUGUACACACAGAUAGUUUUACUAUAUACGGAAAACAGUGUAAUAUAAGUAUUCCAGGAAAACAGAGUACGAUUGUUACAGAUAUAAACUGUGCCUUUAAAAUUCGUAUUAAAUUCCUUAUAAAACCCGUCCCAUGAUUUAGGAUAUUUUAUAUAUUAUUUAAUAAUGUUUUGUAUAGCGCUGUUUACAGUGUUGGGAUUGUAAAUGGCUUCAGGAGAAAGAAAAUAAAUUAUUGUUGAAAGUA
Molecule: messenger RNA, 6697 nt
Organism: Magallana angulata
Lineage: Eukaryota; Metazoa; Mollusca; Bivalvia; Ostreida; Ostreidae
Exons: 42
Coding region: 686-5746 (1686 amino acids)
Biological process (GO): proteolysis
Molecular function (GO): zinc ion binding; metallocarboxypeptidase activity
Source: RefSeq, a predicted model, not a curated record